Messenger RNA from Colletotrichum truncatum, 1173 nucleotides. Its product is annotated as phosphoribosyl transferase domain protein. Gene Ontology annotation, biological process: AMP salvage; adenine salvage; cholesterol biosynthetic process. NCBI's taxonomy places the organism in Eukaryota, Fungi, Ascomycota, Sordariomycetes, Glomerellales, Glomerellaceae. Gene Ontology annotation, cellular component: cytoplasm. Gene Ontology annotation, molecular function: adenine phosphoribosyltransferase activity; phosphomevalonate kinase activity; adenine binding. The record is from RefSeq and is a predicted model, not a curated record.
AUGGUACAGAAGCUCAUUUUAUUUGUUACGGGCGACAGCGGCGCCGGUAAAAACUAUUGCGCUGACGCCUGGGCCUCUUUGCUCAUCAGAUGCGCUGGCAACAGUCUAACGGUACGAGUCGUCAGCAUCAGCAGUGCCAUGAAGGAAGAAUACGCGAAAGAGAGUGGUGCUGACCUCGGCGGCCUGCUUUACGACCGAAGAUACAAGGAGCAACACCGGUCAGCGCUGAUAAGAUUUUUCCAACUAAAGGUACAAGAAAACCCUCGGCUUCCAGAGGAACAUUUUGUGAAUGUCGUAUAUAACGCCGCGAACGUUGACGUGCUACUUAUAACUGGUAUGAGGGAUGAAGCGCCAGUAGUAUCCUUAUCACAUCUGGUAGCAGACAGGAAGAUGCUCGAUAUGCGCGUUGAAGCUAGCAGAGAGACACUGCGGGCCUGUGGAGGAUGGCGUAACGGCAACGACGUUGUUGACGAUGAGGACAAUAACAACAGCGACGCUUACCGCCCCAGCUUCAUCUUCAAGAAUGACACAGCUGGUGACGAGAUGGCGAAGACGUUUGCCGAACAAUAUCUGCUCCCCUUCCUACACGAGGACCUACAUCGACUGGCCGAUAUGGUUCACACGUCACCCGACUUCCCGCGCCCAGGCAUUGAAUUUCGUCACGUGCUCGGCAUAUCUGAGCAGCCGGGUGGGCUGGCCCUGUGCUCUUCUCUGCUGCACACCCACUUCACCGGUAAUUGGCUUGAAGUCGAUGCGGUGGUGUGUUGCGAGGCCGGUGGCUUCGUCUUUGCGUCGGCGCUGGCUUCACGGGUCGACGUGCCAUUAGCGCUGAUUCGCGAGGCCGGUAAGCUCCCCUCACCCACUGCUUCUGUCAUCAAACCUCCGUCCCACAUUUCAUCUUCGGCUUUGAACGAAUCAAGAGGGAAGGAAAUCGAAAUGGGUCGAGAUGUGGUGCCAAGAGGCGGGACAGUGGUGGUGGUGGACGAUGUGCUCGCAACGGGAGAGACUCUUUGUGCAGUGAUCCAGCUGCUGUGUGAAGUCGGUAUCUGUGCUGAUCAUGUCAGCAUCAUGACUGUAGCCGAAUUGCCUGUUCAUCGCGGCCGAGCAUUGUUGCGUCAACGCGGCUUUGGUAAAGUUAAUGUCCAAAGUCUCUUGGUUUUUGGCGGUGCAUAG